Pipistrellus nathusii (Nathusius's pipistrelle) is the source of this 1251-nucleotide messenger RNA. Lineage: Eukaryota; Metazoa; Chordata; Mammalia; Chiroptera; Vespertilionidae. The record is from the annotation of a GenBank genome assembly.
AUGCCGAGGGAGAGCAGGGAGAGCAGGGAGAGCAGGGAGAGGGAUGCCAAGGAGCCGGACCCCGCGAAGGAGGACAGUGGCGCGGACGCCUCGGCUCACUCCAGGAAGAGGAAGGCGAACGUGGCCGUGUUCCUGCAGGACCCCGAUGAGGAAAUCGACGAAAUCGACAGGGCUGGGCCGAGCCCCAGGGACGAUCAGCCGUGGGCCGGCGGCGCAGCCUGUGAGAACCCCUGCGCCCUGAUCCCCACGCCGGACAAGGACGACAACGAGCGGGUGUACCCCACCUCCGCACACAAGCACCCCUGCGCCAGGCCCCCCCGAGCCUCACCCCUGCCUCUGCUGAACUGGGCAAACCGGGAGGAGGUGUGGAUGAUCAUGCUGAACAAGGAGAUGCGGUACCUGCACGACCAGCACCUGCUGCAGCAGCACCCGCUCCUGCAGCCGAGGAUGCGCGCCAUCCUGCUGGACUGGCUGAUGGAGGUGUGCGAGGUGUACAAGCUGCACAGGGAGACCUUCUACCUGGCACAGGACUUCUUCGACCGCUACAUGGCCUCGCAGCACGACAUCGUCAAGACGCUGCUGCAGCUUGUCGGCAUCUCGGCCUUGUUCAUCGCCGCCAAGCUGGAGGAGAUCUACCCGCCGAAGCUGCACCAGUUCGCGUACGUCACGGACGGGGCCUGCUCCGUGGAGGACAUCCUCACCAUGGAGCUGAUCAUCAUGAAGGCUCUGAAGUGGCAGCUGGGUCCCCUGACCGUCGUGUCCUGGCUGAACGUGUACAUGCAGGUGGCCUACCUGAACGACGUGUACCAAGUGCUCCUGCCCCAGUACCCCCAGGAUGUCUUCGUCCAGAUCGCAGAGCUCCUGGACCUGUGCAUGCUGGACGUGGACUGCUUAGAGUUCCCCUACGGUGUCCUGGCCGCGUCCGCCCUGUACCACUUCUCCUGCUCCGAGCUGACGCACAAGGUGUCAGGGCUCCUGUGGAAGGACAUCGAGAAGUGCGUCAAGUGGAUGAGCCCCUUCGCCAUGGUCAUCCGGGAGACGGGCAGCUCGAAGCUGAAGCAGUUCCGGGGCGUCCCGCCCGAGGACGCCCACAACAUCCAGACCCACCUGAGCAGCCUGGACCUGCUGGACAGAGCGCAGGCCAAGAAAGCCAUAUUGUCGGAGCAGAACAGGCUUUCUCCCCUCCCGUCCGGGCUCCUCACGCCCCCGCCCAGCGGCAAGAAGCAGAGCGGCGAGCCGGAGACGGAGUGA